Messenger RNA from Mirounga angustirostris (Northern elephant seal), 711 nucleotides. RefSeq names its product latherin-like. Gene Ontology annotation, biological process: surfactant homeostasis. Gene Ontology annotation, molecular function: lipid binding. NCBI's taxonomy places the organism in Eukaryota, Metazoa, Chordata, Mammalia, Carnivora, Phocidae. The record is from RefSeq and is a predicted model, not a curated record.
AUGCUAAAGGUCUCCAGCCUCUUCAUUCUCUUCUGUGGGCUGCUGGCCUCAUCCUCUGCUCAAGAGGCCCUGUCCAGAGUUUCUUCCCAGAUCACCAAUGCUUUGACACAAGAACUCCUUGGUACAAACAUUCUUUCCGCCCUGCAGACAAUUGACUUCCAGGGGUCGCUGAAGAAUGUCUUCAUCCUUGCAAGAGGCAACCAGCAUCCUGGCGGCCUGCUCACCAACAGAGGUGCCAAUUUAACGGUACAGAUCAAAGACCUUCGACUCCUUCAGGUCUGCCUUGAGAAUUCCCCUAACUUCAAGGGGGUCAAGUUACGGACACCAUUGGCAUUUUCCAUACAAAUAAAGUUUCUGGCUCUUAAUCCCUGCAUAUUCCAUGUACGGACAGAUAUGAGAGUGCAGCUUUAUUUGGAGAAGGGUGAAGACAGCAAAUACCAACUUGCCUUUGGGCAUUGCAGGAUUGCAAUCUGGACCAAUUAUUCUCAUUUUUACAACUUUUCUCUUCACGUCACCCCAAUGAAACAAAUUAUUGUGGAAAAUGUAGAUAGAGUCCUGAGAGACCUGAUAAUCAAUAAUUUGGGAGCAAAAACGUGUACCUUCAUUAAUUCGCAUCUUUAUAAUCUGAAUCCGCAAGUGACUAACAAACUGAUUAGUCUGCUGCUGCAGCAGGGCAGAUACCAAGCCACCAUCCAAAUAUCCCCAAAGUAA